This is a messenger RNA of Coturnix japonica (Japanese quail), 1698 nucleotides long. It is a transcript of the gene HGD, whose product is annotated as homogentisate 1,2-dioxygenase. The record is from RefSeq and is a predicted model, not a curated record. Gene Ontology annotation, cellular component: cytoplasm. Gene Ontology annotation, biological process: L-phenylalanine catabolic process. Lineage: Eukaryota; Metazoa; Chordata; Aves; Galliformes; Phasianidae. Gene Ontology annotation, molecular function: homogentisate 1,2-dioxygenase activity.
UCUUGGACUUUCUCACUUCCAGCCCGUGACCAGCUCAGCAGGGUUGAUGCAGCCCUCCCGGCUGGACACACACACUCACAGACUUCUGAAACCACUUCAGGCUGCGUUCGCUAUUUAUCUGCUCAGGGUUUGCAUCUGCUGACAAAGGAGGAAGACCAAGAGGACCAUGACAAGCUUGAAGUACAUGUCAGGAUUUGGAAAUGAACACGCUUCAGAGGAUCCGCGCUGUCCAGGAGCUCUACCAGAGGGACAGAACAACCCACAGGUCUGCCCCUAUGGCCUCUACGCGGAGCAGCUCUCAGGCUCAGCAUUCACCUGUCCCCGGGCCACCAACAGGAGGAGCUGGCUCUAUCGGAUCCUGCCCUCUGUCUGCCACAAGCCCUUCCAGCCUCUGCACGAGGGACACCUGACACACCAUUGGGAUGAAGUGGAGCCUGACCCCAACCAGCUGAGAUGGAAGCCCUUUGAGAUCCCGAAAGCCUCCCAGAACAAGCUGGACUUUGUGAGCGGACUGCACACUUUGUGCGGAGCCGGAGAGCCCCGAGGACGCAACGGCAUCGCCAUCCACAUCUUUGUCUGCAACACCUCCAUGCUUGACAGAUGCCUUUAUAAUUCAGAUGGUGACUUCCUGAUCGUGCCCCAGCAAGGAAAGCUUCUCAUCACAACUGAGUUUGGGAAGAUGCUAGUGGAGCCCAAUGAAAUCUGUGUUAUCCAGCAAGGAAUGCGUUUUAGUGUGGAGGUGUUUGGAGAGACCAGAGGCUACAUCCUGGAGGUGUACGGGGCACACUUUGAGCUACCUGACCUGGGACCCAUUGGAGCCAAUGGCUUGGCAAACCCACGCGACUUCUUGGUGCCAGUAGCAUGGUAUGAGGACCGGAGAAUUCCAGGGGGCUACACAGUUAUCAGCAAGUACCAGGGCAAGCUGUUUGCAGCUCAGCAGGAAUUCUCCCCCUUCAACGUUGUAGCUUGGCAUGGGAACUACACACCAUACAAAUACCAUCUGGAAAACUUUAUGGUCAUUAAUGCUGUCGCUUUUGACCAUGCGGAUCCAUCUAUCUUCACCGUCUUGACAGCCAAGUCGACCCGUCCUGGAGUGGCAAUCGCUGACUUUGUCAUAUUCCCCCCACGAUGGGGGGUUGCCAACAACACCUUCCGGCCGCCUUACUACCACAGGAACUGCAUGAGUGAAUUCAUGGGGCUCAUCAAAGGCCAUUAUGAAGCAAAGGAGGAGGGCUUCCAGCCUGGAGGGGCCAGCUUGCACAGCAUGAUGACUCCACAUGGGCCGGAUGCUGACUGUUUUGAGAAGGCGAGCAAAGCCAAGUUGGAGCCUGAGAGAGUUGCAGAAGGGACUAUGGCCUUCAUGUUUGAAUCUUCCCUCAGUAUGUCUGUAACUGAGUGGGGCCUCAAAACCUCCAACUGCCUAGAUAAAAACUACUACAAGUGCUGGGAACCUCUGAGAAGCCACUUCAACCCUAACUGCAAGUAAAGAGAUGGAUUUGUUGCUUGAACGAAGACAGGGAAAUCCUGCACACCUGUAUGUGGUAGCACAGUCAAUGCAGACAAGAGUGCAUGAACGGCAUUUCCAGCAGCCACCAAGUCAUCAAAAUGACCAUACCUAUGUAAUUUGGGAAAUGAAAUGAAAACCACUACUCUUAGCUUUCAAGUACCCAAUUAAAGCUAUCCUGGUGCCACUCUGCA